Messenger RNA from Closterium sp. Naga37s-1, 8226 nucleotides. NCBI's taxonomy places the organism in Eukaryota, Viridiplantae, Streptophyta, Zygnematophyceae, Desmidiales, Closteriaceae. The record is from the annotation of a GenBank genome assembly.
GUCUCAGAGGGAGGAGAGGAUAUGCACGAGGUUCUCCCCGUGCCUGCCCUGCCUCGGAUCCGAACCAACGCCUCCUCGCCGAAGCGGGCGCUCAGCCGCAGGCUCGGGCUGUCGCUGAAGCUCCCCCACGGGCGGAACGGGGCGAACGGGGAGGGGGAGCGCGGGGGCGAAGGGGGAGCAAUGGGGGGAGUAACCGGAGUAGAUGGGGAAUGGGAGAGAGAAGAGCUGGCGCGGGCGUAUGGGAAAGGGGAGCUGGCGCAGCGGCUUAAGGCCCGGGGGGGGUCUUUGAAAGGCUGUCUGUUUCCGCCCCUGUCCCCGUCAAUGGCUGACGCGAUAAAAGGAGAGGAGAUUCGCGAGCGCGUAAACCGUCUGCACAGCCUGCAGCUGCGGCGGGAAGAGCGGAAGGCGCUGCGGAGCAGUGGCGGGGAAGGGGGCGUUGGGGCAGGGGGAGGGCGGAAGGGGGAGAGGGAGACGGAAGGGGAUGCGGAAAGGGGAAUGGCGGAAGGUGAGGCAGACUGCGAGGGUAGGCUGGGCAGAGCAGAGCGAGCGGAAAGAGCGGAGAGGGCGGAGAGAGCGGAGAGGGCGGAGAGGGCGGAGAGGGCGGAGAGGGCGGAGGAGCGGGGGCGGGAGAGGGGGAGCGACUCAAGUGAGGAGUCGAUAGCGUUGAGUGAAGAAGCGCAGGGGAGCGGGCAGGGAGUGGGCGAGACGAAGACGGUCAUCCAGGCGAUUCUGGAGAAGCGCCGGCAGAUCAAGGAGCAGCGGAAGGCGGCUGCACGGGGGGAAGGGGCGCGGGCGGAAGGGCCACGGGCGGAAGGGCCACGGGCGGAAGGGCCACGGGGGGAAGAGUUACUGAGGAAGGGGGGUGGGGAAGAAGAGGGGUUCGGGGCGGGAGAAGCGGAUUCGAUUGCCAGGGCGGCAGGUCGGGGGACGGCUGUAGCAGUCCGGGGUGCGGGUGACAGUAUGGAGAGUGAUUCAAACGGUGGUGGCGUGGGCGGCGUCAUGGAAGCUCGGAUUGGGCGAAUGGGCACUGAUGCCGAACCUGCUGGUCUGGUGGGUGGUACGGGUGAGGGCAUGAGAGACGGGGAGAAGGAGCUGGAAACUGAGGAGGAGAGGGAGGGCGCGAAGGAGAAGGAGAAGGAGGAGGAGCGGGAGGUGGUGGAGGAGGAGGAGGAAGAUGAGGAGGGAUGGGAGAGCCCAGAGCCAAUAGAGCGAUCGAGCACGUGUGACGGGCGGAUAGGGGGCAGUCGGGACGAGGACCAGUGGCUGCGAGUCCGAGAGGCCGCCGCUGCCGCCGCUGCUGCCAGAAGAGCCGCUGCGCUGGGGGGCGGAGGAGGGCAACCCCACUCCCUCUCUCACCUCUCCGCCUCCGCCUCCUUCCGCGCGUCCCUCCCCAAGAACUUCCCCCAGGUGCCCCCGCGACCGCCCAGCCGCGCGCAGGAGGAGGGGGGGGAGCGCAGGAGGCGGAGAUUCGGGUCGUUUGGGUCGUCUGUGGCAGAGGAUGAUUCCAGUGGCAGUGAUGCUUACUGCAGCCCUGUGCGUGCGGGCUCUCUGGGUUCUGCCCCUUCUGCUGCUGCUGCUGCUGCAGGAGCCAUUGCUGCUGCGGGUCCUACUGCUGCUGCAGGUGCCAUAGCUGCUGCGGGUUCAGUCUCAGGUGGUGGUGGUGCUGUGAUUGGUGGCAGCAGAGGCAUAGGAGGAGCGAAUUCCGCUCAAUCUCCUCUGUUUCGGGACCUCUCCAGAACCUCCUCCGCCUCUCCUGUUAGCCGCGCUGCUCUGGAAGCUCUUGGGGCUGGUUCGGGGGGAGGCUCGGGCGGAGGCUUGGGGGCAUUGGGAGUGGGAAGGUCCGGACUAGACAGCCCGCUUGUGCGGAAGAAGAGAGACCAGCAGCAGCAGAGGCAGCAGCAGCGGCGUCGGUCGUUUGGUAGCAACCCGGACCAGGGCCAGGAAGGGACAGAGGAUGAUGGCACCAGUGGCGCUGAUACCAAUGCGGGGGGUUUAGAGGCUAGAGAGGCUAGAGACCCCUGGGCCAACAUGGGCGAGUGGGAGGGCAGGGUGGAACUUGAAGAGGCAGAGAGAAGCGGAGGGGUGGGGACGGGGGCGUGGAGAGAUGGAGAGGGGGAGGAGGAGGAGGAGGAGGGGCAUUUGACGAUAGUCCAGCGGGCUCGCUCCCCUGCCCCCAUGCGGGUGGAACACCUCUCCUCCUCGCUUGACUCCUCCUCAGGGCUUUAUAGCCCCUUCCCGUGUGCGUCUUCGUCCUCCCCGCUGCAGUCGCCUCUGCUGCGGUCGCCGUCGUGUGGCGUGCAGUUUGAGCACCAGCCGGUGAUUCCGCUGUUGCUGCCCGCGAGGCUGAAAUCGCCGAUGCGGAGGAGCAAGCACGGGCGAGGGAAAGAGGCGCAGAGAGACGGGCAGAGAGAAGGGCUGAACCGAGGCCAUGGACAGGGAGAGGCGCUGAGGGAGGGGCAGAAUCGAGCUCAGAAGCAGGGAGAGGGGCAGGGAGAGGAUGGUGAGGAGAGGAGGGGAGAGGGCGGGGGUGCUGACAUGCAGUUUGUCCCUCCCAGCAGCAUGCGGGGCAAGUUGGGCGGAGUGGCGCGGACCACCAGUGCGCCUGCGCGCAGCCUGCACGUGCUUCCGCCACAGGCGCUUUCCAGAGGGCGGAAGGGAGUAGAGGCAGACCUGAGCUUCGAAGUCAUGCUGAGCGGUGGUGAGGGGGCGGGUGGCAGGUGGAAAGAGGAGGAAGAUGGGGAGGAGAAGGAGGUGGAAGGGCGGGAGGAGGUGGAAGAAGAGGAGGAGGAGAGAGGGAGCGGGAGGAGAGGGAACGAGAGCAGAGGGGCUGGCAAGGAGGGGCGGAGUUUGAGACGCGAGGAGCAUUCAAGCAAGGAGAUUGGUUCGGGCAGGGAGGACCGGAAGGUUGGGCUGGGCAAGAAGUUUGCUUGGGGUGGGAGAGAUGUGGGCGGUGGAGGCAGCUCCAUGGAACUCUCCUUUUCACGCAUUCCCGUUGGCCGGUUGAAUCUGAGCGAUAUUGAUGAAGAUAUGGCGUCUGCUGCUUUGGAGAGAGAGGAGGAGGAGGAUAGGAGAGAGGAGGGAGAAGAGGAGGGAAGGGAAGAGGGGAGAAGAGAGGGUGGAGGAGGGGGAGGUGCAAGCGUGGGUUCAUCACAAGUGGGCGAAACUGCAGAAACAGCAGCAGCAGCACCAGCAGCAGGAGGAGCAGCAGGAGGAGCAGCAGCAAGAGGCCCAGCAGGACCCGCACCAGCAUCUGCCAUUCGGCCGAGUCUCAAUCUCAGUAUCCUUCUUAAUGACCCCCCCUCUCCCCAAUCCCAGUCCCCCUUCCCACCCUCCGCACCACACUCCACCCUUGAUGGCCCCAAUGCUCCCUGCCCCUACAGGGAGUUCGGACCUAUCGCGCAGGCUCGGUGCCGAGCCGAGGAGGCUCGGAUGCACUGGUCUCUGCUGUUUUCUCAGUAUAUGGAUGUUCUGAUGGGUGCUCUGGCAGGGGAAGGGGCUGAGGGAGUGGAGGAGGUGGGGCGACGGAGGAGGAGUGGAGAAGGGAGGGAGAGAGAGGAGGAGGAGGAGGAGGAGGAGAUGGAGGAAAGGUGGGGAACGGGUGAGGGGUCUGUUGUUAGCGAAGGAGGAGGAGGAGGAGGUGGGAGAGGAGGAGGUUGGGGAGGAAGAGUGGGUAGAACAACGAGGAAGGCUGGUGCAGGGUUGACUGUAGCUCGCCCUGCUACUGUGGGGGCAGGUCCCUGGGACGUAGACCGUGAUUCUCUGGCGGGGGGGUUGGAAGGAAUGGGGGGUACAGCAGGAGGGCGAAGGGCAAGCGGAGCAGCAUCAGCAGCAGGAACAGCAGCAGGGGCAGGAGCAGCAUCGGGAGCAGUGCAUUCUUGGAUGAAGGGUCGGUCGGGGAGGCUCGGCCGAGCCUGGUCUUCUGUUUCGGCCUCCCACCGUGAGUUUGAGUGGAUCUGCCGCAAGUUCCAGGCAACUUCCGAGACUUCUGACCACCUGCCCGCGGUUCGCACCGGCGAAGUUUUCACGGCUGCCCUGGCCGUCUGGCUGAAGUUCUGGGACCAAUGGGGCGGCGGCCGGCCGUCCUGGGCAGCUGAAAAUGGCGACUCGUCGCCCGAAGGGGAAGGAGGAGCGGAGGGGGGAGGAGCAGGCGGGGGGGUGGGUGGGGGUGUAGCGACAGGAAGAGAGGGGAGACGGGGCGGCACAGGAGUGGGAACAGGAGCAGGAGCAGGAGCAGGGGUAGGAGAGAGUGCAGUGGCUUGGAGGGGAUAUGGGCAGGCGGAUGUGUGGCAGAGGAGUGACAGUGGUAACAGCAGGUGCAGUGGCAGUUCCCUCCUCUCCCCAUGUGGGUGGAACGCAGAUCUCGCUGCUGCUGCUGCUGCAGUGGCAGGGGUUCAAGAGGACGGGGAUGGGAUGGGUGGGGGGAUGGAGGGGGGAGAGGGGGCGGGGGACAGGGGCGGGGGAGGGGCAGGUGGAGGGGGAAGAGGGGGGAGAGGCGGGAGGGGAGCAGGGGGCGCGGAGCUGUUUGUGGGGGGAGCAGCGGUGUCUCAGGGCGAAGUGAUUGACUCGCCAGGGAAGCACAAGGGGUCGCGAGUCGCAGCGGGGCAGUGGCACAGUAUUACCUCCUCUGCUAUUGCUGCUGCUGCUGCUGCUCUCUCAGAGGGCAGUGAGUCUGGUGAAGCACGGGCGGAGGGGGAGCAAGAGGAGGGAGAGGAGAGAGGAGAGAGAGGAGAGAGAGACGGGUCAGCUGAGAGGAGGGAGAGGGCUUCGAGCAGUCGAUUCGAGAGGGAAGAGAGGGGUGGUAGCAGCAGGAGGGUGAGAGACGAGAGGGUGAGAGACGAGAGGGUGAGAGACGAGAGGGUGAGAGACGAGAGGGCAAGAGACGAGAGGGCAAGAGACGACAGGGUGCCACAUAGGGAGGAGAGGGCACUGGCUUCAUCAGGAGCAGAGCGGCCGUUCACCAGCGAGCAAUCCCGGCCAUCGCGCUGGCGGCCACCUCCUGAGUUCGACGAUGCUGGCCAGGCGGACGGGGGCAGGGCAGGCGCGGGAGGAGCAGCAGCAGGAGGGGCGGUAGGAGGAGCAGUAGCAGAAGCAGGAAGGGGAGGAGGAGGAGGAGGAGGAGGAGGAGGAGGAGGAGGAGGAGGAGGAGCAGGAGGGGGAUCAGCAGUAUCGAUCAUGACUCGGCUGGUAAAAGACGCAUUGGCAGGGGAGAACGACCGGUUCCUGUCAGCGCGGUGCCAGCACGACGACAUUCUCCUGUUCGUGGGCGUGGCUGCAGCCAUCAGCGCCUGGCGCCCCGCCACGGCCGCUGUGAUUCUCCUCCGCGUGCUCGAACGCAUUGCUUUCUUUGAACGGCUCCUGGAGCAGCAGCAGCAACAGCAGCGGGGAGGGGGGGGUGGACUUAUUCCCAGCAGAGGAAGCGGUGUGGUUACUCCGACGAGAGCGGGAGGGAGCACGCCAACGAGAGGGGGGGGUAUGGGUGCGUUCAGGAGCACGCCUCUGAGUAGCACGCCUUCCUCCCCCACGUAUGGCAUGCGUCCGUGGACCACCCCUAUCCAUGCUGCUGGUGGUGCUGCUGCAGGUGCUGGUGCGGGUUCUGGUGAUACCAGCAAUAUUACCACCAGUAUUAGCAUCAGCAUCAGCAGCGCCGGUAGCCACCUGGCCCCAGGUGCAGCCUCCCCCCAGAAUGUUUCUGUCCUUCUGGGCGGCAAGCGGGCAGGCGCGAACCUGCCCGCGUGCCGCUCGUUUGUCGUGUCGUGCCUGCUGGCGAUUUUGUCCUCUUGUGAGGACCGGGCGGCGACAGCCAUGGCGGCGGCGACGCCAGCGGUGCAGCGGCUGCUGAUGUGGCAGGAGGCGAGUGGGUGCGAUGGGGAAGGGGGCGGGGAGGGUGGGGAAGUGCUAGAGGUAGUACUAGAGGAAAGGGAUGAUGGGGAGGAGAUCACUCUCACUCCUGCUCGCGCUUCUGCUUCUGCCUCUGCCUCUGCUCUUGCGGGUAGCAGCAGCAGCACCGGAGGCAGCCUUCGGAAGCAGCCGAAGAAGCGUCGUGGCCGGCUUCCCAGCUUCUCAGCCCCAUCCCCCUCCGUCCCCGGCCCUUCCUUCCGCACGGCCUGGUCCCCCAUGUCCCUCGCCUCUCUCUCCGAAGUCGCUCUAGCUGAAGGCCUAGCCGCUGCCAAGCACUCGAGCCUGGAGGAGCGGUGCGAGGAGCAGGAUCGGCUGUACCUGCAGCUCAGCCUCGGCCCGGGCCUGCUGGCUAUGACGCUGUCGGCAGCCAUGCGGGACCUGCCGAACCUGCACCCGGACGAUACCAUGGCUGUAGCUUUGGCGGUGGAAGGCAUGGGGGUGGAGGAGGCGGCGUUUCACGCGGGGUUGCGGGCGGUGGCGAGUGGGAGGCUGGGUGCGGAGGGGUUUGAUACGGUUGUGAGGAUGGUGUUUGUGGGGCGAGGGGUGCAAUCUGUGGCGAUGAGGUUCGCUAAGCUGACAGCUGCGGUGAAAUCGGUGAGGUUUAUGGCUGGCGGGACCGGGGCGGCUGGUGCGCCGCCCGGAGGAGCUGCGGGGGCGGGGAUGCUCGGACUGGGCGGCAGCGCGGGCGGCACCGCGGGCGGCAGUGCGGGCGGCAGUGCGACCGGUAGCGUGUCUGUAGUAGGCACGUCAGAGAGAGCAGCAACAUCAUGGGGGAGAGCUGGUGUUUCUGCUUCUGCUAAAGAGGCUGGUCCUGCCAGUGGCAAGGCUAAUGGAGGAGGGGCGUUGGGAGGGGUCCUCUCUCUCUUCGGCUCCAACACUCCCAAGUGGGCGUCUGCUGCUCUUGCUGCCGCCUCUGCCUGGGGUUCUGCCAUGCAAAGCCGUGGGGGGAUGGAUGGGGAGAAAGCAGGGGCGGACAGUAAGUCGGAUACCAGGAGCAUCGCUGGAAGCUGCCGGGAAGGUGCCGCUGCGGAUGCGGGGAAUGUUGCUGCGGUUGGGAGUGCAGGCGGGGGGAGUGGGAGUAACAGUAAGAGGUGGGAUUUUUUCAUGGGCAGUUUCACGGGCAGCAGGGGCGGGGCUGGCGGAGUGGAGGACGAUGUUUUGUCGCAGGAAGGAGGGCUUGGUCCGGGCAGCGAAAUUUCUGUCAGCAGUGUUGGUGCCCGUAGCGCUUCCGCUUCUGCUGCUGGUGCUGCUGCAGCUAGUGGUGGUGGUGGUUUUGCGGGUGCUAUUGCUGCAGCUCUGACCAGCACUGCCAGCAUCUACAGCGGUGGUGGCGGUGGCGGUAACCGCAAUAACAACGGUAACGGUUUCGGGUGGGGCGGCGGCAGCAACUGGGGCGGCGGCAGCAACUGGGGCGGUGGGACGAAUGGUGCGCUGACACCUGGCAACGGGGGGUGCACGCCACGCGCUCUCACCCCGCGAUCCGCCGCGCAGCACGAGCAGCAGCAGCAACAGCAGCAGCAGAAGAGCUCUUAUGUCUCUGAGUUUGUAGCGGCGGUGCUGAGGAGUGAGGAGAUGAGGAAGCAGCACGCGUGGGCGUAUGAGGUGCUGCUCAACUUCCUCCGUAUCAACAGCCGCGGGGCUCCCAUGGAAGAGCGGGAGCUUGACCUCUGUGCUCGGGUGGUGCUCAACAAGUGGCUCGGCGAGGGCUCCGAGGCUGACCGCGAGGCUCGGGCAGUGGCUCGGGUGGAGAGGAUGGGCAAUCCAGGGUCGGAGGUGGGGUGGCCCAUGUGGCUGCGCAUUGGACGGCUGGUGGAGGGCGAGAUGAGCCACAUGCCGCGCCUCAUGGAGGCCAUGCACGCCCUGUCAAUCUGGCUCAACUACGAUAAACUAGAGGAGGAUGGGUCGUGCUCGGAUGCCACAGCAGGGGAGGUGUUGGACUGGGGCAUGCACGGGCUGCUACAUGUACUCCCAGAGGGCUCCUCCGCGCAGACCCUGCUUGACUUGCUUGACCCAGAGGACGAUGACUGGGUUGACCUGUCGCUAGCUGUCGUGGCGCGCAUUGCUGCCUGCCCCAGCGUGCUCUGGCCUGUCAAAGGGGGGUCGGCGCUGUUCGUUGCCAAGCUGCUCACUCUGGUGGAAGACUGUGCGGAGAUGACGCGCGACCAGCAGAGCCGCGCAGUGCAGGUGGCGGUGCAGCUGUGGGGGUGGGCCAUGCCCAAGCGCGAGCAGCUGCUGGAGCAGUGCGAGACCGAGGAGGAGGUCAUGGAGGUUCUCGACCGCUCAGCUGCUGCCACCUGGCGCUCUGUUGCUCUGGGAGGUGCGCUCUGA